This is a messenger RNA of Saccostrea cuccullata (small rock oyster), 874 nucleotides long. RefSeq names its product probable ATP-dependent DNA helicase RecS. Gene Ontology annotation, biological process: double-strand break repair via homologous recombination. The transcript is spliced from 2 exons. Lineage: Eukaryota; Metazoa; Mollusca; Bivalvia; Ostreida; Ostreidae. The annotation marks the transcript as partial. The record is from RefSeq and is a predicted model, not a curated record. Gene Ontology annotation, cellular component: chromosome; cytoplasm; nucleus. Gene Ontology annotation, molecular function: 3'-5' DNA helicase activity; four-way junction helicase activity.
GGGAUUGGACUUCAGAGAGGAUUAUUGCAAGAUUGGUUUACUUCAAAGCAUUAUUGAGGCUCCAGUUCUGGCAUUAUCUGCCACAGUCACAAAAGAAAUUAAGAAAGACAUUGACAAUGUACUUGGGCUUUCCAGUAACACUGUAGUAAUUGCUACUUUGCCUGACAGACCCAACAUAUUGAUUGACAUUUGCAUCUCUACUGAAAAUUAUGAAGAGGAGCUUCAGUGGGUACAAGAUGCAGUUGAAAAAUAUGGUAUACUUUGCAAGAAAAUAAUAAUCUAUGUUAACUCUAUAUCAGCUUGUGAGGGGAUAUACAUAUGGCUACAUUCUACUCUGUGCAAAAAUGCAUACAGUGGGGGUGUUUGCUUAGAAAACCGACUGGUAGAAAUGUAUCAUGCCAGCACUGAUGUAGAGUCUAAAGGGAGGAUAAUGGAAUCCUUUUGCAGGCCAGGUUGUACUGUCAGGGUAUUGAUUGCAACAGUCGCCUGCGGAAUGGGCAUGGACAUUCCAGACAUCGCCUUGUGUGUGCUUUGGGGUCUGCCACCAUCCAUGAUGCAGAUGUGGCAGGAAAUAGGUAGAUGUGGGCGUGAUGGCAGAGAUAGUCUUGCCAUCUGUUAUGCUUUUCCAAGAAGCAUCUCCUUACCCUGCCAGAAGUGCCGGAAAAGCAACCACAGAAAAUGUUCCUGUGAGGCAAGGCAACAUUUAAGGGAGUUGGCCACCACUAAGGGAUGUUACCGGACACACUGCCUGGAACCCUUCAAGUUAGAGAACAUUGAUAGUCAUACAGUCAGUGAUGCAAACAAAACUUGUACUUUUUGUAAAAGUAUUGGUAUGUGUUGUUGUAACUUGUGCAAAUGUUGCACAAAUUGUUGA